This is a messenger RNA of Oncorhynchus nerka (sockeye salmon), 2586 nucleotides long. RefSeq names its product glycine receptor subunit alpha-2-like. Gene Ontology annotation, molecular function: transmembrane signaling receptor activity; excitatory extracellular ligand-gated monoatomic ion channel activity; chloride channel activity. The transcript has 9 exons. Gene Ontology annotation, cellular component: plasma membrane; neuron projection; synapse. Gene Ontology annotation, biological process: regulation of membrane potential; chemical synaptic transmission; response to amino acid. NCBI's taxonomy places the organism in Eukaryota, Metazoa, Chordata, Actinopteri, Salmoniformes, Salmonidae. The record is from RefSeq and is a predicted model, not a curated record.
AGUUAUAGACAAGCAUCAUCUUGGAUGUUACACCUGCAGAGAGCGGGAGGAUCAGAGGGCUCCAUAAGGAUUUGUCUGGGUAGCGGAGCAAUACCAUGGUUCUCUGCAUAGGUUCACAGACUCUUCACUGAGUUAUAUGCCUCUGAAUACUUAAUAAAAUUGUCCUUUAUUUUGUGUGUAUUUCUGUAAGCAGAGAAUGCUUUCACUAGUCCCAUGGAUGGUAUGGGUCUCGUCUGUCUGCUUUCUACAAGGCAGGCCUGGGUCCUGUAAGGAGAUUAAGCUACCUAGCAGGGUAGGGAAGGCCCCUUCCCCAUCUGACUUUCUGGAUAAACUUAUGGGAAGGACAUCUGGGUAUGACGCCCGCAUUAGACCCAACUUCAAAGGUCCUCCUGUGAAUGUCACCAUUAACCUCUUCAUCAACAGCUUUGGAUCCAUCACAGAAACCACAAUGGUGAGGGUCUUUUCACUAUCGUCAUCCACCUUUCAUCCAAACAGUGGCUGUUCGCUCCAUUUAAUAGUCUCUUUUAUACAAUAACUACCAUAGGAUUAUCGUCUCAAUGUGUUUCUACGUCAACAAUGGAAUGACCCGCGACUGGCCUAUAAGGAGUACCCUGAUGACUCUCUGGACCUGGAUCCUUCCAUGUUGGACUCCAUCUGGAAACCUGACCUUUUCUUUGCCAAUGAAAAGGGGGCAAACUUUCACGAAGUCACCACAGACAACAAACUGCUGCGGAUAUUCCAAGAUGGGAAUGUCCUCUACAGUAUCAGGUUAACUCUGAUCCUGUCCUGCCCCAUGGAUCUGAUGAAUUUCCCCAUGGACAUUCAGACGUGCUCUAUGCAGCUGGAAAGCUUUGGCUACACCAUGAAUGACCUGUGUUUCCAGUGGCUGGACAUUGGCCCUGUCCAGGUGGCUGAUGACCUGAUGCUUCCUCAGUUUGUGUUGAAGGAGGAGAAAGACUUGGGCUACUGCACCAAGCACUACAACACAGGUAAAUUUGCCUGCAUUGAGGUAAAGUUCCACCUGGAGAGACAGAUGGGCUACUACCUGAUCCAGAUGUACAUCCCCAGCCUGCUAACCGUUAUCCUCUCCUGGGUCUCCUUCUGGAUCAACAUGGAUGCCGCCCCAGCUAGAGUGGGCCUUGGUAUCACCACAGUGCUCACCAUGACAACCCAAAGCUCUGGGUCCAGGGCAUCCCUGCCUAAGGUGUCUUAUGUGAAGGCCAUUGAUAUCUGGAUGGCUGUGUGUCUUCUUUUUGUGUUCGCUGCACUGCUGGAGUAUGCAGCAGUAAACUUUGUUUCACGGCAGCACAAAGAGUUCUUCAGACUGAGGAAAAGGAUCAAAGAACAACAGCGGCAGAGAACUCAGAGAAGUGGAAGUGGGGAGAGCAGCCAAGUGAAAGGUAACAACUUGCCAGGCAACAACUCCUCCCAGGGGACCCUGCCUGGCCCUCAGCAAUGCAGCGUCUGUGCCAGGGAGCAGGAGCUGGUGGAGCAGAGCCAAGCCUAUUUUCUCCAUAGUUAUGGAGUAGCAGGCGAUGCACCACCAGAGAUGGACGCCCCGAUCUUUCAGGCCUUACCUCAUGGGUUCCCACUGUAUGACAUCCGCAGGCAGUUUGUAGAUCGGGCAAAAAGAAUCGACACCAUAUCUAGGGCUGUGUUCCCUCUGAGUUUUCUCUGCUUCAAUGUUUUCUAUUGGCUCACCUACAAAGUGCUGCGGAAUGAAGCCAUCCGAGCUACUCUGUGACAAACCAACACGAGGACUGAAUUACAGCACUAAAAACCAAUACGGAGUUGAACCUAGUCUUCCACAGAACACUGUUACAGACAAUGUCAAAUCCAUUCAUUGUGCCAAUGGAAAAAUAAUUGACUGCAUGUCCAGUUCCAUUAAUUUUUUCACUAAAGUUAGCAAACCUGAUGUAGUCCAAGUGUCAUCCUUAAGGGGGCAAUCUGCAGUUUCCACCCCGCCACUGAUUUGGUAAACAACCAUGGGAUUAGGCUGGAGAGAUAUAACCACUCAAAUGUGUAGACCGCUAUGGAUGCAGUUAAUGACCCUCCAUGAUAAACUUAAGAAUGUUUUAGGCUAGUGCUUUAAGAAUCAAAUGAGUAUAUCUAAAUUAAGUCCAAAAAUGUGCCAAACGCAUAUUGCCCCUUUAACUUUCUAUUUUUUACAAUUCCAAUGGAAUGCACUAAUUAGCAUAAAUAUUGUAGUCCUUGUACUAUGGAUACUUUUAAUGUCACUCAUGGAGCAAACACAAGCCCAGAUAUUGAGGCAGGACUGCAUGGAAAUGUUGGAUUCCCCCCCCCCCCCCCGGAAUUGUAUUUUGUAGUCGUUUCUGCCACAUUACAGUAUUGGCAAAUUGUUAAUAAAUCCCUACAAAUGAUUUCAACCUAAUAUGGAAUACUAUGUAAUGGGACAGUACUAUUGGUACAUGAAUCAACAGAAGUGAAUGCUGGACAUUUUGAAUUGUCUAGUUAGGCGAUGUUCUUCGUUAAUUGUCUUUCUUUUCUUUAUGCACCUCGUCUUGGAUGUUUUUUUUUCCAAUGUCAAUGGCUAGUGUGAAAAUGAAUAAUUUGUUUAAAUAUAAA